Messenger RNA from Aspergillus puulaauensis, 777 nucleotides. RefSeq lists its product as uncharacterized. The record is from RefSeq and is a predicted model, not a curated record. The transcript has 2 exons. NCBI's taxonomy places the organism in Eukaryota, Fungi, Ascomycota, Eurotiomycetes, Eurotiales, Aspergillaceae. Bases 1 to 777 code for a protein of 258 amino acids.
AUGCAGCCCAAGCACCUUCUCACCGGGCUCGCCCCAGGCCUGGUCUCAGCAGCAGCCCUCCAUCUCCGUCGGGAGGUGAACUGCGACUUUUCCACGACGGCUGAUGCAGGCGCCACAUGCGAGAGCUUCGCAGACACCUGGGGGCUGUCGGUUGACGAUCUCAAGAAGCUUAACCCCGCGAUCGCCUGUCCAGAUCUCGAUACAAGCAAAUCUUACUGCGUGAUCGGCACUGUCACUGAAGAUCCUGAAACCACCUCCACCUCUACCACAAUCACGUCUACGUCUACGUCCACUGUGACUACUACCACCCAGCCUCCAACAAGCACUACCUCCAAGCCAACCUCCACCAAUGAACCCCAAAUGCCUGGCAUUGGAGACAACUGCGAUGCCUUCUACAAGGUCAAGUCCGGUGACCAGUGCGACACCAUCGCCAAGGCAAACAGUAUCACCGAGGAGCAGCUGAAGAGCUGGAACGACGAGAUCAACGAUAAAUGCACAAACCUCUGGCUAGACUACUACGUCUGCGUGCACGUCCCCGGCGCAACAGCCACCUCAACAUCCCCAAAACCAACUGAUACCCCGUCUGGCCCUACGCCCCAGAUGCCUGGUAUCGUGAGCAACUGCAAGGACUUCCAUCUUAUUGAGGACGGUGGGAGCUGCUGGUCCAUUUAUACAGAUGCCGGUAUUACCCUGGACCAGUUCCGGAAGUGGAAUGCGGAGGUUGAUGCCGGGUGCACGAAUCUGUGGCUUGGGUAUUAUGUUUGCGUUGGUAUUUAG